CUAAGGGGUCCUAUGUCUGGAAGGCAGCAAACAAGGGCAUUGACGUGUGCGGUGAACACCAGACUCAGUGAGGCACUCACACACCUUCUGAGAAAUCUGUCGAGAACAAGAGACGGGAGCCAACAGAAGAAAUCAUCAUUUAAUCUGCACACGCACACAUGACCAGGGGAGGCACACGAGCACACACACGGCGACACAGUGUAUCAUGCGUUCAUUCCUGCACAUCAUCCACACCUCACACCAUCACCACAGUCAACAGACAUGACGCACACUGCCACACACAUCUACUGACCUGACGGAGGCCUUUUUGAUGAGAGAACAACGGGGCGCACUCCGCUGACGCCAGGCGGCCGCCAGCCACUCCACACAAGGCAGGGCACCGCCAGGUGAGGUCUCACCCGGGGCACGGCGGUGGAGGAGAAAGGUGGCCCAUAACAU
Molecule: messenger RNA, 438 nt
Organism: Vitrella brassicaformis
Lineage: Eukaryota; Vitrellaceae
Source: the annotation of a GenBank genome assembly